Molecule: messenger RNA, 8759 nt
Organism: Gymnodraco acuticeps
Lineage: Eukaryota; Metazoa; Chordata; Actinopteri; Perciformes; Bathydraconidae
Gene: ark2ca
Product: ring finger protein 165a
Molecular function (GO): ubiquitin protein ligase activity
Source: RefSeq, a predicted model, not a curated record
GUUAGCCUGUCCGUUGUGAAAGUGCUGGAGGACUGGAUCAUCAUUUCCAUGGACCAUCUGUCUCUGCCCACACAACAAAGAAGGACCCAGGAUGGUGUUAGUUCAUGUUGGAUAUCUGGUUCUCCCCGUCUUCGGCCUCAGUUAGAAAUAGAGUAUCGAGGCUGGCUCUACAUUCCGCAUUUCUCAGAGCUUUGUCCCCCUCCAUUGUGUAGCUAACGAUCAUCUGCUGCUGUCUGCCGUAGCCUCUGCCUGUUCUCUGCAUCUAGCUGUAUUGUGAACCCCUUCUUCCUCAUUUCCUCUUUCCAUCUGAAGACGACAUUUGGCAUUAAAACCGAGUUCCCACUCAUACCGUAUCCUUCUGUGUAACAGACUAAAGAAUAACACCUUCUGUAGAAACAGUUUGUCUUUAUUUAAACCUGUCAUGUUGCUCUUCAGUGAAUAACCCAUUGUAGCAUUAGCCUUUACUCCAACAAACUGUCAUUGUGAUUCUCCCAUUCAGUGUGGAUAGACUACAUUCUGCUGUAAAUGUCUGUAAAGUGGAUACAUUUUGAUCCUCCCCGAUUCCAUUACAGCCAGGAUGAUGAAAUCCCCUUAGGUGCAUUGUACCAGCUUUUGUAAUCUUUAAAUCCCAUUAUCCUAACAAUCACCAAUUGACCAAAACCCGUAGUGCUAAAAUCACAGCGAUGUGUGUGAUGUUAUUCUCACCUUUGGAUAUGGCCCACUGCACCUGUUCUAGUGGGCAUCAACCCUCCCAUGUGUGAAAGCCUUUGUUCCUGCUCGGUUCAUUGAUUUCAGUCACAAUAAUCUCGGCGAGACUAACUCAUCUUGCCAUUUAAAAAGAAAAGACUCCCCCCACUGCCAUUCAGUCUCUCCUCCAGAAUGCUAUCCAUGUGACAGGGAUGUGUAUAUCCUGCACUGCUGUAGAACUCCUUUUAGAAUGAAAAUGUCUUUUUAUUCUUUGGUUGUGGUUUUUUCUACCUUGUAUUAGAUCCUAAUGCAUGUUCAUUUCUUUAUACUUUUGUUUUUCCACAUUGAACAGCAGAUUCCAAUGUAAACGUUGUGUAGAGAUGUCCCUGCUAUACUGAACUGUGCUGUAAGCAUACACAUCUACUCAUUGAAUGCUGCUUCUGUUCUGUUAACCCUACAGAGAGCAUGGUCGGGGGCCUUGCCUUUGGUCUUUAUUUGCAUGAUAUUAUUAUGGUUAUAAAGGAAAUAUUACUCUUAUUAUCACACAGUGCCACACUUACUAAUAUUUCCCAAUAAAGACUGUAGUUUUCUUUCUAACCUUCAGUGUGCUUUUUGCUGAUUUCCAUGUGUGCCUCCUCCCCCCCCCCCCCCCCUUCCACACUGUGCUGUCACUGAGACGGCCCCUCACUCUCUAUGUGCUCUCAUUUCGAGUUUCUUCUUCAACUUACUGCUCUGGUUGGCAACCAAGUUUUCUAUCCAUUCUCAAAACAAAACGCAACCAAAACCAAACGCAUGUUGUUACUGAAACACAACCGGCUUUGAUAUUUAAUGUUACACGCUGUCAUUCCCUCCUAAUCCAUACACUUGUUUAUAAACGAGACACGGCCUCCUCACAUCCUCUCAUUGGUGUUCACUGGUGAUCAGAUAACAUUGGAACUACUUUGGCCGAUAUGGAUCAAAUCCUCUUUCUGGGUAAUAUCAUUUUAUAUAUGGUCACAUAUUCCAUUUUCUUCAACAACAAAACAAUGAACUACUAAUGUAUAUUUUUGGCUAAGAUAUGCAAAAAUCAUCUCAAAAUGUAAUAUUGAUAAUAUGGACAUUACAACAGUGAAUGUUCUCACGGUAUGUAUCAUAGGGCUGUCUGUUUUUUACAUUGUGUUAAGUAUUUUAUGACGUCUUUACCCUAAAAAAGAAACCCUUGAAAUGUGUCCUACAGAGAUCUGAGAAAUAGUGUCCCCUCAUCAGUGCUUGCCUCUUCAACAAACAUUGUUCUUGAAAGCAUAAACUCUAACAAUAUGAAUUGAAGCAGACGCAUCAUUGGAUACAUCUAUGAUGUGUUUGGACUUGGAUCAAAUGAGGAAACCCUAACCCUAUACAACUAGUAUUAUGGAAAGCCUAAUCUUUAUCUGUUAUAAUGCAGAAAUACCGUCUUUAAGGGAAUAAAUAAACAUGCAUUUACAAGUCAAUAAAGCUUUUAAAACUGGUUUGAUACAGCCCUAAUAUAUAUUACAUUACAUUGCAUUUAGUCUGACGCUUUUAUCCAAAGCGACUUACAAUAAGUGCAUUUCGACCAGGAAGACACAACCUUGAAGAAAACAGAAUCAUAAAGUACAUCACGGUUUCAUAGAGCCAAAACAUUUCAAGUGCUACUCAACUGGCUUUAGGUAGCCAGUCCUUUAUAGUAUAAAAGUGCUUCGUUAAUAGUUCUAUCGCUUGAAUAUAUCAUGAUAAAAUACUUACAGGAAUCUCUCCUUAUUUCAUACAAACUAAGGUCUGGGUACAUUUUGUGUGAAGGUUGCACAAGUCUGUUGUUAUUGAUGUAUUAUUUAGUGAAAUCCUCUUCUGCCAGUUAGCUAUAUUAUCAGAUCAAUACCUCCCUCAUGUCCUUAGCUUAGCUUAGCUUAGCUUAGCACAAACGACGGAAACGGGAAGUACAAAGGCGUGCUAGGCUCUGUAGAACAAUAACAGAAGAUCAACCUACUCUAACGCUCACUAAUGACAUGUCUCUUUGUUUGUUUGUGCCCGGCUAUUUCCUAGAGAGAAAUAGUCUCCAAGAAACAGUCAUCCCAUCAUUCUGGUAUGGAUUCAACAACAUUGAGUGGUAUCGAUGUUCUCAUAAAACUCUCCCCCUUUAAUAUCCAACUACCGAUGGAUUGGGAGUCUCCAAAUGUUUAGCAUAAUGACAAAUCCAUUUGGUUAAAUGAACAAAUGGCAACUAUUUAAUCUGGAGUGUUAUGUCUGUGACGUUGUGAAUCCCUCUCAUCCUUUCCGGUGAGAAGCAGACCUCGAGACUUACUCCAAUGUAAUCAAAGGAAAAAAGCACUUCUUCCAGCAGCAAGUCGGUCAUAUCAUUCAAAUAAACGCUCCUUGUUGUUCUUGAAUAACGUAGGGAUGUCUUUGCACGUCCUGACCUAAAGAUGCUUGUCUUACCCUUUAAGGUUAUUUAACAUGCUCUUGGUCUCAGUUUAAACGAUGCACUAAAAGUCUUGUCCUCUUCUAGCUAUGUCAGCCUUACAUCUGUUCACAGCGACUGAAAUAGAGCCAGUUAUUUAUGUGCAGACGCUAGCUGUGUCUGAGAUGUGUGUGCUUGGCAACUUUCUCCUCUGCAGCGACAGACUUUGAAAUAACUCAACAGCUGUACAUGCAUGAGUUUCUCCCCGGUAGCUGCCCUGCUCCAGGCACAUCAACACGAGACACACACACUGUCCUGAUGUGACUGGUGUUUAGCAUCAAGGUCAGAGCGUUGUGUGUGUGUGAGCACGUGGAGACAUUUGUAUGCAGAUUCUCAGAGCAGCUGUGCAACAUGCACGCGGAUUUGACUCCUGGUUGAUUUAAUGAAGGCUUUUCAAUGUAGAUUCGUAGCUACAGAGUGUCGAUAAGUCAAUGGAAAUCUGAGGUCACAGGCUCCUCCAACAGAGCAACACAAUAGUGCAAGUAAAUAGAAUAGUCUAUAUACAAGUCAUUGGAAUAUUGAUAUAAGUUGCAAACAGAUGGAUGUUCUUUUGAGAGUGAUAUCACCUGAUUUAAUGAGGGCUUUUCAAUGUUAAUCUGCACGCACAAGGCUCACAGUGUCACAUGAUAGAAGACCACCGCACCACGCAGAAGAGAGGAUUAUUUUAGGGGGGAGGUGAGAUCGUAAAGCUGCAGAGAUGGGAGCAGGAGGGGGGGAGACAGGUUUGAUGUCAGACUGCUGCAGUCGCGGAUGGGCGGGGCUUACGGGCUGUCACUCAAACAGGGACGCCAUGCCGCAGCCACACUGUGGGGGAGGGGCUGUGAGUGAGGAGAGGUGUGUGGGGGGUCUGUUCUGCAGCUAUCAGGCAUUCUGUCUGCAAGUCAACCCACAGAUGAAACAAUAACAACACUGCAUAUGUCAGAAUGUCCUGCUGUGAGAGGGGAGAGAUACUCUAAUGGUUACUGAACCCUCCUGUUGUCUUUGGGUCACAUUUGACCCGUCUAUAAAUGUUUUAAUAAUAAUAAUACAUUACAUUUAUGUAGCGCUUUUCCUGGUGCUCAAAGCGCGUUACAAGCAAGUAAAAUAACAACAAAAGUAAAAAGUGCUAAACUAGGUGGAAUAAGCGCGAGUGGAUUAGGAGUUUUUAUGUCAGAGAAAUAGGUUUUUUAAUCUAAUGCUUGAAUGUUCUUUACGAGAAAAAUGUAUGAUCACUAUUUGCAUUGAAUUAUGGCAGUGUUACGUAUAUCAAAAUACACUCCUUACUAAACGUUGACAUAUACCAGUGAUAGUUCUGAUAUUAACUAAAGUCAAACAAUGAUGGGGUUAUGAUACUAUAGGCUUAUACGCAGAGUCCAAACCAGGACCCGAGUUGCACAAUUGGAGAAAGACAAACACAAAGGUUAAAGCUUCACUCUUACCCGGGUCAGAGGCUUCUUACAACGUUCAUGUCCAGCCGCAGCCAAUCCAGAGGAGAGCGUUCUGCUGCCAUUUCUGCUCUACUUCCUCAGACUAAUGUUUGUUGCUCAGCGGCUCUCAGGGUCACUGGCAACGUGUCCUCCUCAGGGCUGUGAGCAAGGCACAGAGUAACAUGUCAUAUUAACAAUAAUGAAAGGAGCCGCUUGACAUUUUGGGAAGGAAACAUGCCUUCUGGUGGAGAGUCAGAAAGAAGAUUAAUACCCCGAUGUCAAGGUUUCAAGGCUGUUAUUGUCAUAUAGCUACAGUAUAGAUGAGUCAAUGACAUUGAGGUCACAGGCUCCUCCAACAGAGCAACACUAAAACAGAUACAAUAGUGCAAGUAAAUCAAAUAUAAUAGAAACUGCCAUUUGUCUGUUAGAUAAAAGGCGGUUAGCUUAGCACAAAGAAUAGAAAAGGAGGGAAGCGGCUAGCAUGGCUCGGUUUGAAGGUCACCAAACGUUAGCCCUUUCACGUUUUUAAAGAUCAGUCAUUUACAAGAAUAUCUUUUAUUUUCUUAUUGCAUAUAAAACCUAACAUUCCCAGACUUUAUGGGAUGGGAACAGUAACUUCCCACAGUCACAAAACUAAGAAUUCUCCACAACAGGCUUCAUAAAACUACAAAAUGGCGGGUGUUUUUUUCAACACAUUGAAGAAAGCAAAAAUACAUUGUUAUGUAGUGAUUUUAAAGAUCUUUGGUCAGAGCAACUGUUUAUUUUCCCACUUAAAAGCUAAGCUACGCUAACAGGCUGGAGCCUUAUAGCAGAUUAUAAAGUGUAUUGAUCCUCUGCUCUUACUCUCAGAGGGAGAAAUCAUUUCCUAAAGGUUGUAUUUAUCCUUUGAAUAAACGUGAAGGGCACUCAGAGGGCGCAGACAUUCAACGAGAAGAAAUGAGGAUGAAUAAUGCAUCACCCGAAACAGCUCAAGCUACAUCCGUUCAAAAGGUUUAAUGAAAACAGAAAGACGAAAACUAAUUUCAUGAGUGGAAAAACAAAAAAGAAAUAUACAAAUAAGGAUUAUAAAAAAUUGUAUGACGUUAAAAUGUGUGUUAAUUAGAGUUGGGUUCAAUAUAUCAACGAAGCAUUAAUCCUCUCUUCAUAUUAGACAUUCACUGUCAUUCCAUUUAACAAGUGCAGCUCUAAUCGGCCUGACUCAGCAAUGCAGACAAUUAUCUCCUCCCAUAAUGCAAAGCUCAAUACUCCACCAGUACUUCAUUAUCCACAGUCCAUUAGGGCUGACACUCACUAUUACUUUCAGUUUCCAUCCUUUGUUUGCUUUUUAAAACAUCAGAAAAUAGUGAAUCAUCUCGUUUUGUCAGCCAAACACUUUAUAACACAGGAAAGCAGGAUAUCUCCAUCUUUGAGAGUCUGAAAACUGCUUUUUGUUGCUUGCACAGAAAAAGACUUUGACACUCAAUCAAUGAUCAAUAUAAUAAUAUAUAAGUGACUAAUGAUCCACCCUCAGACCCUGCCGUCUGCUAAAAAGCUUCGAUAGGCAGCUGAGUCGUUCCAGACUCUUUUCUCUCAGCUCGGAUUAAUUCGUAUCGAUUGUUUUGUGUAACUUGAUACUCCGUUGAUUCAGAGGCACACAGACUCUGAUAGGAAGGAAGAGAGAUGGAGGCGGAUAAUCAUCUGCUGGGUUUUAAUGAGGAAUCUAUGGCUGCUCCUUCAAAACAGCAGACAUGAAACGGAGAUGAAAUCGAUUACAUUGAUUAGCCAGAGGAACCAAAAGUCAACCCUCGGUGCCGUAGAUCUCUCCGGAAACACUCCAGGCUGUUUAGAGGAGAUCCAUCCUUCCUGCAGGCGGUGGGGGUGCAAUCUGUGAAGGGUUGAGAUGGCGCUCCACGGGGGGUCUCUGCAUGUCUGUGUCCUCCAUCUGCCGUCUGUCUCUUCCUGUGUCCUAUUUUUAUUCAAUACAAAGAUUCAAAGGUUUAAUUGUCACAUGCACAAAGUACAGAGUAGAAAUGGCAAUGACAUUCUUCUGACCUGAGCCCCUCCAACAAUGCAACAUAUAUAAUAAAAUACAAAAUAAAAAGACUAUAUACAUCUCAAUAGAAUAUGAAAUUAAAUAAUGUAAAUUAAGACGACAUUAAAUAUGUUUUUAUGUUUGUGUGAAUGGUAACUGGCGUCAUUUAUGAGAAGGGACAUACAAGUGUUUUUAAAUGGCCUUUUUUGUCCUCACAGCUUUUUAAAAGUAACAUUGGUUCAAACAGUAACUUCCCACAGUCACAAACAGGCUUCAUAAAACAACACGCCGGGUGGUUUUAUGGUUUUUUCUGAACACCAUUCUUCAACAUAUUAACAAAACAAAAUACACUGUUAUUUAGUAAGUUUAACAGGGUGUCCGCGGGGUCUGAAAAAGUAUUAAAAGUUGAUAAAUUAAUUUAGCGAAAAUGAAGGCAAUUAAACGGCAUUCUCCAAGGUUUUACAUUUUGUAGCUUGUUUUCAAUAAGUAUAUAAAUGGUCCAAAGAGGUUGUAUUCUACAGUCUGCCUGAAUGUAAUCAUGGCGUAGGUGUGUAGUGUGAUUCUGUGUAGUUUAUUGAUGGCAUCCCGUUGGGUUUGACGUCAUCUGAACAGGACAUCGCACGCUCACUGCUUGAUAGCGCGCGGAGGUCCGUUUACGCCGGUUGCUAAGCAACAUCGUUAUGGGGAAAUGCAAGUCUGCGUCCAAAUGGUUGGAAGAUAAGGAGGAAGGACAAUCAAUACUGUAUAUAGUCAAUGUGAGGUAAAGUGUGUCGCCAAGGUAACCGGUUAGAACUCGAAGUGGAAAGGGUCCAAAGAUCCAAAAAUACUUAAAGUUCCAAAAAUACUUAAAGUUCCAAAAAUACUUAAAGAUCCAAAAAUACUUAAAGAUCCAAAAAUAUCGCAAAUGGUUGGAAGAUAAGGAGGAAGGACAAUCAAUACUGUAUAUAGUCAAUGUGAGGUAAAGUGUGUCGCCAAUGUGACCGGUUAGAACUCGACGUGGCGAUGAGGUCUUAAAAUGUAUGGAAAGGGUCUUAAAAAAGGUCUGACUAACUGUUUCUUCUACCUUUGUGAGGUGAAGAUGGCGCUAAAAGUCAAAUUUGCGCACAAAGAAAUGCGAUAAAUAAGAACCCUUUGAGAAACAUCGGUUUGCUCAAGAAAACACGUCAUCUUGAGAAAAAGUCACAGUUGGUGGGUAUGAGAGUUUACAUUUGAAGUGACACAUUUAGUAGUAAACUUGCAGCAGCAGGGCUCAGGCACUGUGAUCAAUAACUCGUAUCAGCUUUAAAGACUACUGAUUCUAAAAUUACUCAGAAGUGUGCAUGUGCUGUUCUGAAACACAUUCUUAACAAAGUUACUUCUUGUCCAAGUUUUUCACGCUGAAUGUGAACAUGACAAACAUUAAAUGACAGAAGUUAAAUCUACAAAUAUUUGAAUACUUACUUCAUCAUAUUGAAUUGUUCCUGGUGCCUGACUUCAGUAGAAGUACAUGUUUCUGGUAUCUUUACUCCACUACUUAUUUUUCUGACGACUUUUUACUUUGACUUUUUACAUUUCUUACACAAAUACCUGUACUUUCUACUUCUCACAUGUUGAACACUAAUACCUGUACUUUCUACUUCUUACAUGUUGAACACAAAUACCUGUACUUUCUACUUCUUACAGUAGAAGUAAGUAAUUCUUACUUAUUUUGCCAUCAGGUCAGGUACUCUUUAAAAGAGCUGGCAGUUAGGGUAUUUUUUAUUUAAGUACAUUUCAAAGCCUGUUCUUUACUUUUACUUGAGGUAAGGAGCUUAGUCAGUACUUCUACUUUGACCAGAGUAUUUUUAAACACUUUACUUCUCCUUGAGUAAAGGAUGUGUGUACUUCUCUCUGACCCCUCCCCCUCUCUCCCUCUCAGGAGCUCACUUCACUCGGCAUCAGCACAGCCAUGCUACCUCCUGCCGACACUUCACCUGGCCGCUCCUCAGGCCCCCCCUCUCAGCAGAGUUUCCUCUGGGACCCCCGCCCCCUCAGAGUGGUUUGGCCCCCCACCUGACCCCCGCCCCCCCCCCACCACCCAGCGCCCCUCACGGCCCUGCCUGCAACCCCCGCAGUUCCAGGAUGUGCCCGGACCUCCAUUCCUACCUCAGGCUUUACACCAGCAAUACCUCAUCCAGCAGCAACUCCUGGAGGCCACGCACCGCCGGAUCCUGCCCCACUCCAG